AUGGACACAAUAGAAAUCACCCAGCCUCUUGAGCUUCUUUCGACCACUUCUUCAUUUCUGAAUACUUUCUACAACACCAUCAUCUUCGACAUGGCUGGACCCAUGAACAACCCUGUCCCGGAGUUGAAAUUCGAGAUGAAGGCCCCCAUCCCCGUCGAAUCUAUCCCGGCUACACCGAGCAAGACGGGCAUCAAGCUUCGCAUCAACUUCAAGAACAGUACCAUCCGGGUCAUCAACCCCAAGAAGCGCGAUGCGGACGACCUGGAUGAGGAUACCCAAGACGGACUCGCCGCCUUCAAGGCCGCCGGCAUCAGUGCUGCCCGCAUCGAGGGCUAUACCAAGGAUGAGCUCGAUGUCGCUCUCACCCUGGCCAGCAUGAAGGAUGGCCCCCCUGCCCGAAAGAGGGUCAAAUCAACCCCCGCUCCCUCAAGCCAAAAGAUGAGAAUCCCGGACGCCGAGUCUGACGGCCGCGAUGCUACUGAAUCUGUCGGUGCUGGCGCCGACGGUAUCAUCCUCAAGGCAACCCAGGCUACGCGGAAACAGCGCAUCGUAGACCCCACGCAUCCAGCAGACGCUCUGAUGAUCCUAGCCACCAGCAAAGCCGGCUUCGACAUCUACGACUCCGACGCCGAGUCCGUCGCUGGCGACGUCUCCACCUCCGUCUCCACCAAGCCCGAGCUCUUCCGCAACGUAACCUGGGGCCCCGCCGCAAACGACACCUCCAACGACGCCGCCUUCCCCACGGAGCCCUCGUUCGACCAAUUCGUCCCCGGCCGCUGGGAGCGCCUCCCAGACGGCACCAUCCGCGACCAAAAGCACAAGCUCAUCGUGCGCCUCACCUCAAAGGACGGCCGCAAAAUGCUCUUCAAGAACCCGCCGCCCAAGGACUGGAACGACCAGAAGGCCAUCACAUGCCUCAACAAGCGCGUCAGCCAGCAGAUCCGGCGCAACACGGCCGUCCGCUUCCGUCUCGAGGUCGAGUCGUACGUGCAUGAAGAGCGCGUGUGGAUCAACGAGCAUCUUACCAACGGGAAGCCGGGGAAUGGAUGGAAGGCAUUUGUUGAGGAGUUCAACGAGCAGUUUGCGGGGGAGAUGCUGGAGGGGUGUGAGGGGGUGAGGCCGACGAGGACGCAUUCUAGCUUGACGAAGGAGGUUGAGCGCUUUGGGAAGGAGUUCUAUGCGCAGGGGAAGGUGCCUGUGCUCAAGGAGGGGAAGCAGGGGAAGAGCAAGGCGGAGUAG
Molecule: messenger RNA, 1239 nt
Organism: Didymosphaeria variabile
Lineage: Eukaryota; Fungi; Ascomycota; Dothideomycetes; Pleosporales; Didymosphaeriaceae
Exons: 2
Coding region: 1-1239 (412 amino acids)
Source: RefSeq, a predicted model, not a curated record